GAAAGCAGAAAGCUGUUUAUUUUCUGUUACAUCACUUCAGUUUGCCUUCGAAGGCUGGUCUGUGCUCAGUGUUUUCAUGGUGAUGCAAGUCGGCUCUCUCCUCCAGCAGUUGGAUCGCUCCCAUCUCGCAGCACCUCACAGGUCUCUUCCCCCGAGCAGUGCAUUGCUGGAGCGAGUAGCAGCUCACGAAUCAGCUGCAGGUCCCUGUUUUGAAAAGCACAGAUACAGAGGCCAAGGAAAAGGGUGGACUCCUAUGUGAGCUGGUCUAGAGCAAGCCGAUCAUCAUCUGAAUUCCAGAAGCCCUGUUCAUGUUUGGGGAUAUUUUGUCGACUGCAUGGAAGCAGAGAGAAGCCAAAGGAUGGGAAAUGCCUGCGUCCCCCUGAAAAGAAUUGCUUAUUUCCUAUGUCUCUUUUCUGCGCUUUUGCUGACUGAGGGGAAGAAACCAGCGAAGCCAAAAUGCCCUGCCGUGUGUACUUGUACCAAAGAUAAUGCUUUAUGUGAGAAUGCCAGAUCCAUCCCACGCACCGUUCCUCCUGAUGUUAUCUCAUUAUCCUUUGUGAGAUCUGGUUUUACUGAAAUCUCAGAAGGGAGUUUUUUAUUCACACCAUCGCUGCAGCUCUUGUUAUUCACAUCGAACUCCUUUGAUGUGAUCAGUGAUGAUGCUUUUAUUGGUCUUCCACAUCUAGAAUAUUUAUUCAUAGAAAACAACAACAUCAAGUCAAUUUCAAGACAUACUUUCCGGGGACUAAAGUCUUUAAUUCACCUGAGUCUCGCAAACAACAAUCUCCAGACACUCCCAAAAGAUAUUUUCAAAGGCCUGGAUUCCUUAACAAAUGUGGACCUAAGGGGUAACUCAUUUAAUUGUGACUGUAAAUUGAAGUGGCUGGUGGAAUGGCUAGACCACACCAAUGCAACUGUCGAAGACAUCUACUGUGAAGGCCCCCCAGAAUACAAGAAGCGCAAAAUCAAUAGUCUCUCCUCCAAGGAUUUUGAUUGCAUCAUUACAGAAUUUGCAAAGUCUCAAGACCUGCCUUAUCAAUCACUGUCCAUAGACACUUUUUCUUAUAUGAACGAUGAGUAUGUAGUCAUUGCUCAGCCUUUUACUGGAAAAUGCAUUUUCCUUGAAUGGGAUCAUGUAGAAAAGACCUUCCGGAAUUAUGACAACAUUACAGGCACGUCCACUGUGGUGUGUAAGCCUAUAAUCAUUGAAACUCAGCUCUAUGUCAUUGUGGCCCAACUGUUUGGUGGCUCUCACAUCUAUAAACGAGACAGUUUUGCAAAUAAAUUCAUAAAAAUCCAGGAUAUUGAAAUUCUCAAAAUUCGAAAACCCAAUGACAUUGAAACAUUCAAGAUUGAGAACAACUGGUACUUUGUCGUUGCUGACAGUUCAAAAGCUGGCUUUACUACCAUUUACAAAUGGAAUGGGAAUGGAUUCUACUCCCAUCAGUCCUUACAUGCGUGGUAUAGGGACACUGAUGUGGAAUAUCUAGAAAUUGCCAGAACACCUCAAACACUCAGAACGCCUCAUUUAAUUCUGUCCAGUAGUUCCCAGCACCCUGUCAUUUAUCAAUGGAACAAAGCAACACAGUUAUUUGCUAACCAAACUGACAUUCCUAACAUGGAGGAUGUUUAUGCAGUAAAGCACUUCUCCGUGAAAGGUGACGUCUACAUUUGCUUGACAAGAUUCAUAGGUGAUUCUAAAGUAAUGAAAUGGGGAGGUGCCUCAUUUCAGGAUAUUCAGAGGAUGCCAUCGCGAGGAUCCAUGGUGUUCCAGCCUCUUCAGAUAAAUAAUUAUCAAUAUGCAAUUCUUGGAAGUGACUACUCCUUUACUCAAGUGUAUAACUGGGAUGCAGAUAAAGCCAAAUUUGUAAAAUUCCAGGAAUUAAAUGUUCAGGCACCGAGAUCAUUCACGCAUGUGUCAAUUAAUAAGCGUAAUUUUCUUUUUGCUUCCAGUUUUAAGGGAAAUACACAGAUUUACAAACAUGUCAUAGUUGACUUAAGCGCAUGACACACCAAAUUCUGUGGCUGCCAUCAGAAACUUUCUACAGUACAUGACCUGGAUGAACUCAAUGCAUGAUGACUCGUCUUAUCACACUCGCAAAUGAAUGCCUUUCAAACGUUGAGACUGCUAGAACCAAGCACUACCAGUAUCUCCAUCCUUAACCAUCCAGUCCAGUGGUGUGGGAAGUUACCUUUUAUAUGACAAAAUUGAAUUGUGUAACUGUUCUUUGCAGUGAAGAUGUGUAAAUAAGCGUUUAAUGGUAUCUGUUACUCCAAAAGAAAUAUUAAUAUGUACUUUUCCAUUUAUUUAUUCAUGUCUUCAGAAACAACUGCCAAAUAAAAUGUUUACAUUUUCUUUCAUGUCCCAAAUGUAAUUA
Messenger RNA from Trichechus manatus latirostris (Florida manatee), 2378 nucleotides. RefSeq names its product leucine rich glioma inactivated 1 (gene LGI1). Gene Ontology annotation, molecular function: protein binding. The coding region runs from base 335 to 2008 and encodes 557 amino acids. The transcript has 8 exons. NCBI's taxonomy places the organism in Eukaryota, Metazoa, Chordata, Mammalia, Sirenia, Trichechidae. The record is from RefSeq and is a predicted model, not a curated record.